AUGAAAAUCAAAGCACUUUCCCGUUCUACUGCGUCGCAGCAGGCCCCCGGGUCCGCUGUCGUUCGCCAGUCGCGAAAUCUCGACCCGACACAGCAUCCUUUUGAGCGGGCUCGUGAAUAUACUCGGGCUUUGAAUGCAAUCAAGAUGGAGCGCAUGUUUGCUGCUCCUUUCCUAGCGCAGAUGGGCAAUGGUCACGUUGACGGCGUUUACUCUAUGGCGAAGGAUCCCGGUUCGCUUGAGCGGUUUGCAAGCGGCAGUGGUGACGGCGUGGUAAAGGUGUGGGAUUUGACCACACAGGGCGAGGUCUGGAAUACUCAAGGCCAUGAGAACAUGGUCAAGGGCCUCUGCUGGACACCGGAGCGAAAACUUCUCUCAUGCGCAAGCGACAAGACUGUCAAGCUGUGGGACCCUUACAAUUCGUCAUCUGAGGCCCCGCCGAUGGCAACAUACCUCGGAAACACUGCCUUUACCAGUGUAUCACACCACCGGACUCUCCCUUCUUUUGCCGCCGCCUCUGGUGUUAUUUCUAUCUAUGAUCUGUCCCGGCCUUCUUCCGCGCCAUCGCAAACUCUGCACUGGCCGACCAGCGUUGACACCAUCACAUCCGUUGCAUUCAACCAGACUGAGACUUCUAUCCUGGCAUCGACUGCCAUGGACCGGUCAGUUAUCAUGUAUGACCUGCGUACUUCUCAGCCGGUCCACAAGACGAUAUUGAGACUGGCAUCCAACGCCAUUUCAUGGAACCCUAUGGAAGCGUUCAACUUUGCCGUCGCAAACGAAGAUCACAAUGCCUAUAUCUUCGAUAUGCGAAAGAUGGACCGUGCCCUGAAUGUUCUGAAGGAUCAUGUGGCUGCUGUUAUGGACGUGGACUUCAGCCCUACUGGUGAAGAGCUGGUCACUGCCUCAUACGACAGGACAAUCCGCCUGUGGAACAGAUCGACUGGUCACUCCCGUGACAUCUAUCACACGAAGCGUAUGCAGCGUGUAUUCUCUGCUACAUUCACACCUGACAGCAAGUACGUCCUGUCAGGAUCUGACGAUGGCAAUGUUCGUCUCUGGCGUGCCAAGGCAUCGGAUCGCAGUGGAGUCAAGACCGCCCGUCAACGUUCCAAGCUCGAAUACGACCAAGCUUUGAUCCAGCGGUACUCGCACAUGCCCCAGAUUCGCCGCAUCAAGCGCCAGCGUCAUGUGCCCAAGCCUAUCAAGAAGGCUGGCGAAAUCAAACGCGAGGAACUCAAUGCUAUUAAGAGGCGCGAGGAGAAUGUGCGCAAGCACACUAAGAAGAGCAACCUGGCGCCAAGGACCCAUGAGCGUGAAAAGAUGAUUCUGGCCAGCGAGAAAUAA
Messenger RNA from Penicillium bovifimosum, 1344 nucleotides. RefSeq names its product rRNA-processing protein SOF1. The transcript is spliced from 2 exons. Gene Ontology annotation, biological process: maturation of SSU-rRNA from tricistronic rRNA transcript (SSU-rRNA, 5.8S rRNA, LSU-rRNA). Gene Ontology annotation, molecular function: protein binding. The record is from RefSeq and is a predicted model, not a curated record. The coding region runs from base 1 to 1344 and encodes 447 amino acids. Gene Ontology annotation, cellular component: nucleolus; small-subunit processome. Lineage: Eukaryota; Fungi; Ascomycota; Eurotiomycetes; Eurotiales; Aspergillaceae.